UCUAGGAACAAAAGACUUGAAAAGACCACUAACGAACUGGCUUGCAUCGUCAAAGCUGCUAACAAACUCGUGCCAUGCAGAUUAUUACCAAGACAAGCUUGACUGACCAUGGAUAUCAAUAACAGUAUGGCUUCAUCUUUUAACGCGAGUAUGACGAUCAAUUCUAAUCAAUCGUAUGUCCACUGCGGGCUCGAUUCACAACGAGUGAGCCUUGCCAAGUUGAUAGCCUUUAUCAUACUGAUGGUAGCAGCACUUGCAGGAAAUAUCUUAGUCUGUUUGAUCGUGUACAAAAACACCAAAAUGAGAAAUACUUUGAACUAUCUGCUUGUCAACAUGGCUAUCUCUGACCUUGUCAUUCCAAUUUUGGCUUCCACCACAAGAAUCGUCGAACUUUCAACACAAAAUAGCGAGUGGAGAGUCGAAGGAGACAUUGGGGACUUCCUGUGCAAGUUUGUUUUUUUCGUUCUUGACAUGUCUCCAAUUGUCUCGAUCUUAAGCCUUGUUCUCAUAACUUUCGAUCGAUUUGCUGCUGUAGUUUUUCCGUUCAUGGCCACAAAAUUAUCCUCAAGAUUUCGCAAAUAUUUCAUCGGUCUUACGUGGAUCAUCGCCAUGGCAUUCUGUUCGCCACACUUCUACGCCGUUAAACUGCAGAAUAAAUUCUGUGUUAUGGAUUGGGAUUCUAUCCGAGCUCGAGUGUUCUACACCAUCAUGUUGAUGAUACUUUUCAUCAUCAUUCCUUUUGUACUCUUGCUCGUGAUGUACUCCAUGAUACUCUACAAGAUGAAAACCCGCCCUAAAGAUCUAAACCAAACGGACAAGGGUAGAAGAAGGCGCCAGUUGUCAAAGAGAAACAUCACACUGCUAUCUUUCGCUGUAGUCCUAGUAUAUGCUUUCUGUUGGGGCCCUUACUUUACGAUACUUAUGGUGGCAACCUUUAAAUGGAGAUGGGAUCUUAGCCAUGUUCCUUGUUAUUGGAAUGACAUUGUAUUUGUGAUACAGUACCUCGCCUACUCCAACGCUGCGAUCAACCCCCUUUUGUACUUUAUUUUCCUUAAAAACUACCGAACUGGUUUAAAAAAUAUUAUUCCCAUGAUAAGAUGUUUUAAUCGAUAUAGGGUUAUUAAAACUGCAAGGUCCCUGAUGGUGAGAAACACAAGUCAGAGGGAUAAUGGAAACACAGUUGAGAUUGAAGCCAGGCUUUAAAAGACGUCCUGAUUGAGCUGCAUGGUGACUACAUUCAAAACAGGCUUCUAAUUGAACGCAAACGUGUUCUUUUAACGUAUACUUGAGUACUGAUAUUGUGUAUUUUUUUAAGCUAUACUGCACUUAACAAUAAUUGUCAGUUAUAUUGGCUUUCAAGUUUGUGUGUCAACGGAAUACGUGUCAAAAAUUAAUUGAUUUGUUGAGCAUUUUUUGAUUAUUGGCCAGUUCUCUUUAAUUUCCAAGUUGGUAUACACCAUACUGAACAUCCAAAUUAUCAUAAGCUUAUAAAUUCAUUAGUUAUUUUUGUUUUAGUCGUUACUCUACAGCAGCUAACAGGUGACUUCGCACAUACUGCCAUGAGACACCAGCUUUUGCCGUAACAAACAAUGAAAUGCUACCAGCGUUGUAAUGCGUCUUUUGUUUUCCAGGGUAAAAUAAAGCAUUUGGCCACUCAAAUACGUUAUUUUAA
Molecule: messenger RNA, 1672 nt
Organism: Actinia tenebrosa (Australian red waratah sea anemone)
Lineage: Eukaryota; Metazoa; Cnidaria; Anthozoa; Actiniaria; Actiniidae
Product: QRFP-like peptide receptor
Biological process (GO): G protein-coupled receptor signaling pathway
Cellular component (GO): membrane
Molecular function (GO): G protein-coupled receptor activity
Source: RefSeq, a predicted model, not a curated record